Myotis myotis is the source of this 3329-nucleotide messenger RNA. RefSeq names its product smoothelin (gene SMTN). The transcript is spliced from 22 exons. The coding region runs from base 226 to 3150 and encodes 974 amino acids. Lineage: Eukaryota; Metazoa; Chordata; Mammalia; Chiroptera; Vespertilionidae. Gene Ontology annotation, cellular component: microtubule organizing center; filamentous actin. Gene Ontology annotation, biological process: actin cytoskeleton organization. The record is from RefSeq and is a predicted model, not a curated record. Gene Ontology annotation, molecular function: protein binding.
CUGGCGCGGCUGGACAGACAGCCCAGCCAGAGCCGGGAGGACGGUUGCGGCGCGGGCCUGGGAUCCCAGGCGUCACGCCUUCUGCCUGACACAUUCCUAGUCCGUCUGUCGGAUCCCGAGCCACCUACCCUGACCUGAGCCCGCGCGCGGCUGGCGAGCCGGACCGAGAGAGGGCAACUCCAACCAGAAGCCACAUCACAGGUAGCAAGGAUAGGACAACAAUGAAUGAUCAUGGAAUUCCCUGAGCUGGUGUUAGGUGCCACAGGCACUGAGGAUCUCACCAGGAGGGGACGCACGGAGCUAGGGACCAGCAAGAUGGCGGACGAGGCCUUAGCUGGGCUGGAUGAGGGCGCCUUGCGGAAGCUGUUGGAGGUCACCGUGGAUCUGGCAGAGCGGCGGCGCAUCCGCUCGGCCAUCCGGGAGCUGCAGCGGCAGGAGCUAGAGCGAGAGGAGGAGGCCCUGGCAUCCAAACGCUUCCGUGUUGAGCGGCAGGACAACAAGGAGAACUGGCUGCACUCUCAGCAGCGAGAGGCCGAGCAGCGGGCUGCUCUGGCGCAGCUGGCAGGGCGGCUGGAGUCCAUGAAUGAUGUGGAGGAGCUGACCGCGCUGCUGCGAGGGGCCGGCGAGUAUGAGGAACGCAAGCUGAUCCGGGCUGCCAUCCGCCGAGUCCGGGCCCAGGAGAUCGAAGCGGCCACCUUGGCUGGGAGGUUGUGCGGUGGGCGUUCCAACAGUGGCUCAAGAGAGGACAGCAAGGGGCAGGCCGCACAGAGGCUGGAGCGGUGUGAGGCGCCAGAGCCAGAGGAACGGGAGCAGCGGGCAGAGGUCCCAGAGCCACCCCCCGAAGUCACCAGUCGGGAUGUGACCACCGUGACGCUCCUGCUGCAGGUGCCCCCUGGGAGCACAUCCAGCUCCCCUGCCUCACCUGACAAUUCCCCCCCCUCCGCCUCUCCUGAGCCUCCGCCAGAGCCUGCCGAGGCCCAGGGCCCUGCCGCUGAGGCUCUGCGUAGCCCCAAGCCACCCCCCAGCCCACCCAGGGCCGCCAGCCCACCCACGGCCGCCAGCCCUGAGCCCCAGGAGACUGCAGCCCCCCACAGCACUGAGAGACAGGAGGUCAACGAGCUCCUGCCUGGCCCCACAGAGCCCCCUGCGGCCCAAGGCCCCAUCAAAGGCCCUUCCAGCACAAAGAGAGCAGCUGGACCCCACCCUAGCCAACGCUCCGUGCUCAGCCCCCGCCAGCCGGCCCAGAACCGAGAGCCCACCCCUCUUGCCAGUGGACCUCCCUCAUUCCAGCGGGCCGGCUCCGUGCGGGACCGCAUGCGCAAGUUCACGUCUGAUUCUCCUAUGGCUCAGGAUGGCCCACCUCGGGCAGCCCUAGGUCCCUCGACCCCCGCAAGGCUCCCGGGCUCCUCCCACGUCAGCACCACCCCUGCCUCCUCCUCCAGCCGCUCCUCCGCACGGAGCUCCAGUGAUACCUCCUCCCGGUUCAGCAAAGAGCAGCGAGGAACAGCCCAGCCCCUGGCCCAGCUUCAGAGCUGCCCCCAGGAGGAGGGCCCCAGAGGGCGGGGCUUGGCUGCCAGGCCCCUUGAAAAUGGAGCAGGGGGGGCCGGGGCCUGCUCAGAGGAGCCCGGUGCCCUGCUGCCCGUGGCUGUCGGCACUGCCGAGCCAGGGGCCAACAUGAAGACGACAUUCACCAUUGAGAUCAAGGAUGGCCGUGGCCAGACCCCCACAGGCCGGGUGCUGCUGCCCACAGGCAGCCAGAGGGCAGAACUGACGCUGGGGCUGCGGGCACCCCCCACCCUUCUCAGCACCAGCAGUGGGGGCAAGAGUACCAUCACCCACAUCAGCGGCCCUGGGACACCGGCCCGGCUGGGCACUGUCACUCACGUCACCAGCUUCAGCCAUGCCUCUCCCGGUGGGCAAGGAGGCCGCAGCAUUAAGGCGGCCGAGGAUGCUGGGACCCCGGUGGCCCACCCGCCUGCCUUCAGCACCCGCCGCCGCUCCUCUGCUGGUCCUGCCCACAGCAGCAGCCUCAUGGAACCAAAGCCAGCAGAGCCCCCCUCUGCUGCAGUGGAAGUGGCCAAUGGCACUGAGCAGACGCAGGUGGACAAAACACCAGAGAGGCGGAGCCCACUGAGCACCGAGGAGCUGAUGGCCAUUGAGGAUGAGGACAUCCUGGACAAGAUGCUGGAUCAGACGACGGACUUCCAGGAGCGGAAGCUCAUUCGGGCUGCGCUACGUGAGCUCCGACAAAAGAAGAGAGACCAGAGGGACAAGGAGCGGGAACGGCGGCUGCAGGAGGCGCGGGCCAGGCCAGCGGAGGCCCGGGGCAACGUGGCCACCGAGACCACCACGCGGCACAGCCAUCGGGCAGCCGACGGCUCAGCUGUCAGCACUGUCACCAAGACCGAGCGGCUCGUCCACUCCAAUGAUGGCACACGGACAGCCCGCACCACCACGGUGGAGUCGAGUUUCGUGAGGCGCUCGGAGAAUGGUGGUGGCAGCACCGUGGUACAAACCAAGACCUUUUCCUCCUCAUCAUCCAAGAAGAUGGGCAGUAUCUUCGACCGUGAGGACGAGACCAGCCCGCGAACCAGCAGCCUGGCUGCGCUGGAGAAACGCCAGGCCGAGAAGAAGAAAGAGCUGAUGAAGGCGCAGAGCCUCCCCAAGACCUCUGCCUCCCAGGCGCGCAAGGCCAUGAUUGAGAAGCUGGAAAAGGAGGGCGCUGCGGGCAGCCCUGGCGGACCCCGUGCAGCGGUACAGCGCUCCACCAGCUUUGGGGUGCCCAACGCCAACAGCAUCAAGCAGAUGUUGCUGGACUGGUGCCGAGCUAAGACGCGAGGCUAUGAGCACGUGGACAUCCAGAACUUCUCCUCGAGUUGGAGCGACGGCAUGGCUUUCUGUGCGCUGGUGCACAACUUCUUCCCCGAGGCCUUUGACUACGGGCAGCUCAGCCCGCAGAACCGGCGCCAGAACUUUGAGGUGGCCUUCUCCUCCGCCGAGAUGCUGGUAGACUGCGUGCCCCUGGUGGAGGUGGAAGACAUGAUGAUCAUGGGCAAGAAGCCCGACCCCAAGUGCGUCUUCACCUAUGUCCAGUCGCUCUACAACCACCUGCGGCGCCACGAGCUGCGCCUGCGCGGCAAGAAUGUCUAGCCUCCCGCCCGCACGGCCUGGGCCCGUCCCGCCCGCGGCCCGGCCAGCCGCCCCCACCGUCCAGGCACCCUCCCUCCCCGCCCCGUGCGCCUGCCGCCUGCCCACCGCUGCCUGGUCUGUCGCCACCCCAUCCCCGGCAUACACAAGCAGCGUUUUGAUAAAUUAUUGGUUUUCAAGGA